Messenger RNA from Momordica charantia (bitter melon), 1210 nucleotides. It is a transcript of the gene CLPP4, whose product is annotated as CLP protease P4. Gene Ontology annotation, cellular component: endopeptidase Clp complex. Gene Ontology annotation, molecular function: ATPase binding; ATP-dependent peptidase activity; serine-type endopeptidase activity. The record is from RefSeq and is a predicted model, not a curated record. Gene Ontology annotation, biological process: protein quality control for misfolded or incompletely synthesized proteins. NCBI's taxonomy places the organism in Eukaryota, Viridiplantae, Streptophyta, Magnoliopsida, Cucurbitales, Cucurbitaceae.
CUACACGUUUUCCUGUAUAGCUCACCCAACCAAAUCCCCCAAAGCCAUCGUCUCUCCGCUUCUUCCUGGUUUCAGAGCUGAAGCAGAGCAGUGCUGUAAAUCCAUGGAGCUUCUUUCACGAUGUUCUACUCUCAUUCCUCACGCAUCUUCCCUCAGCCUUCCUAAUUCUCAUCCAAAGCCAUCCAAUUUCUAUCCCAAGCUCAAAUCCAGUCUCUCUUUUCCUUCCGCUUGCUCAGUCCUCAAGGCAACCGCUCUUAAACCCUCGAGAACUCUAGCUUCGCCGUGCUCCGUCCUCAUGACGGCUCCACAGACGCCGGAUGUCGCCCGGAGAGGCGCCGAGACUGACGCCAUGGGACUGCUUCUCAGGGAGAGGAUCGUCUUCUUAGGGAAUAGCAUCGAUGACUUUGUGGCCGAUGCUAUUAUCAGCCAGCUCUUGCUAUUGGAUGCUCAGGACUCUACCAAAGAUAUCAGGCUCUUCAUUAAUUCCCCCGGCGGCUCUCUCAGUGCUACAAUGGCAAUCUACGAUGUCGUACAGCUCGUGAGGGCUGAUGUCUCCACAAUUGGACUAGGCAUUGCAGCCUCAACAGCUUCCAUAAUCCUCGGCGGUGGCACUAAAGGCAAGCGUCUCGCAAUGCCUAAUGCACGUAUUAUGGUUCAUCAACCUCUUGGAGGGGCGAGUGGUCAAGCAAUAGAUGUGGAAAUUCAAGCACGUGAAAUCAUGCAUAACAAGAACAACGUAACGAGAAUUAUCUCCGAAUUCACUGGCCAUCCGUUUGAUAAAGUCCAAAAAGAUAUUGAUAGGGAUCGUUAUAUGUCGCCCAUAGAGGCGGUUGAAUAUGGAUUGAUUGAUGGAGUUAUUGACAAAGAUAGCAUUAUACCUCUCAUGCCAGUGCCAGAAAGAGUGAAGGCAAGUUUAAAUUAUGAAGAAAUUAGUAAAGAUCCCAGAAAAUUUUUGACACCAGAUGUCCCCGACGACGAGAUAUACUAGUUUUCGGCGUUUCGGUAGACCUUUCUUUAGGCCCUUGAUUUAUAUGAUUUACAUGUAGAAUCUUAUGUAUGCAAUUCAUGGUGAGUGGAAAUCAGAAAUACCUUUAGGUAUCAAAACUUCUCUACUCAAGUAAAAGGUAUUGUGAAUUUGUACCUUUUUUGUUUGACAUUUUCAAAUGAGCAUUCUGAGAAAAGAAAAAUUGGCAUUGAAUCAUAUUUUGUA